GCUGGGUUUAUGUCGAGUCCGCAUCUUGCGUCCCACAAACAUACUGUUCCCAACACUCCUUCCAUGAUGAUACUCAUAAUGGAGGGAAACUUUCCUGACACUAAUACCACCAAUAUUUGAUAAAUUUCGUCCAUCACUAUUAAUCAGAGCACCGGAGAGAGGGUAUCACACCGGGACGUGUCUUUGUCCAUACGUCUGGUCAAAGGUCUGGUAGGUGGUUGCCUCCCAGAUCUGACUGGAUUAUCCUGGUACUUAGCAUGCAUAUAAUCCAAUGCAUAAGAUACCCCUCCAAUCCAGUACUGGUCAAGGCUUCUUUGAUGACGUUGGUACUAACAUUGUUGAAUGCUCUCUCUAUAUCCAAGAAGGCACCCUGUACUGCCGCGAUCGCUCAAUCGAGGUGAUGCUGAUUGGUCGAGAGCCUUUCGUGGACUCAUGCCCGCGCCUCCCCGCUAUUGAUAUGAAAACAACUCGUGCGCAUUUCCAGGACUGUGAUACACAUCCUAAAGUGAUACAGCUCUGGAAAUCUCAACAAGCUACUGCAAAAACCUUUGCUGUUGCUUGCAGCCGACUUGUAUUUCUUCAAGCUGUCCUUAUAUUUAUGCCUGUAGCAGGUGUCGAAGAUUUCCCUGGUCAGCUUCCUGAAGCUAAAGAGAUCUUCUUUCGUCCACGGUGGCAGUGUCUUCUUGCUGUAUUUAGAGGGGCACGAGACUUUAAAACCGAUAUCGAAUGCCUUUUCCAGGCCACCGACCUUUGCCUCCGGUUCAUCUGUCCUGCCGAUCUUGCCAAUUUGCGCACCGUAGAGUUUGUUCUUUCUCCAUUCGGCCCUUCAGAUUCCUCCUCCGCGAGGAUAUAUGCUCUAUUUCUGUCCUAAUCAG
Messenger RNA from Hermetia illucens (black soldier fly), 875 nucleotides. RefSeq lists its product as uncharacterized. The transcript is spliced from 2 exons. NCBI's taxonomy places the organism in Eukaryota, Metazoa, Arthropoda, Insecta, Diptera, Stratiomyidae. The coding region runs from base 272 to 871 and encodes 199 amino acids. The record is from RefSeq and is a predicted model, not a curated record.